GAACGAAGCGAGAAGCGAGAUUCGCGAGACUAUAAGAAGAACUCAAGUAGUCGUAGAACUCAAGUGCCUUUCGAGCAACGAACGUUGAUUUCAAAAAAGUAGAAAAAAAAUUCGCGUUCAACAAAAAAAAAAAAAUUUUUUUUUUAUCGCAAAAAAAAAUAAAAAUUCACUUAUGUAUUUUAUAUAAAAAUGAGAAAAAAUAACGAUAAUAUUGACGACGAGGAGAAGGAGGAAUUAAAACAAAAAAAUGUGACCGAUAAAGUGAUAAUUGUUGAAAAUGGAAAAACAAAAAAGGAGAAGAAAAAAAAGGAGAAAGCACCGAAAAUUAAAGAUAAUUUUGUACCACCCGAUGGUGGUUGGGGUUGGAUUAUUGUCGUUGCUGCUGGAUUUUCAAAUUUCUGCAUUUUUCCACUGAUGCAAUCGUUUGGAUUAAUCUUCAGAGAUCGAUUCAUAGAAAUGGGAAUAAGUUCAUCGGAAAUCACGACACUAAUGAAUAUUAAUAAUGCGACAACCGCCUUUAUAGGUCUGGCGAAUGGACCAUUGUUUCGAAAGUACAGCUCUAGAAAAAUUGGCAUCGUCGGAGGAUUAGUUUGCGCAAUUUCAAUAACAUUAUUAUCGCGCAUGGAAUCGUUUACUGGAUUUCUAAUAUUCUUUUCUAUUCUCUAUGGUAUUGGAAUUGGCAUUACGAUGUCUGCUAAUGCCCUGACGCUCAACACCUAUUUCAAGGAGAAGCGAAGAAUCGCCACUGGACUAACGUGGACUGUCACUGGAAUGGGUCCCAUUGUCAUGCCUCUGAUUAUAACUCAACUGAUGGCCUUCUAUGGAAUGGAGGGCACUGUUUUAAUUUACGGCGGACUGGCCUUUAAUGCCACAGCGUGUUCACUAUUUUUCCAACCAGUUUCAUGGCAUGAGAAAAAAAAAGUUGCGAACGAUCCAGAACUGGCAAAAUCAGGGGAAAACGAACCAAAGACAGAAACGUCACCGAAUGAAGCGAACGAAAAAUUGUUGCAUACCGAACACAAUGUUUCACUGGAAAAUAUAAUUCGAACGAGAAAAAUGUCCCUGGGGUCGGAGCAGUUUUCAGCUAAGGAAAUGUUUGGCAGUCAGUACUUAUAUUACGACGACAAAGAGCAGGGGGCUUCUGGUAUUGAUGUCAUUGGACCAGGAACACCCAUGAUGUCAAGAGCAAAUGACGGUUUGUUCUCCAAGCUAAAUACGUCCAAUGCUUCCUUGGCAUCGAGGAGGGAAAAUUCUGUUAGGAGUAGACGUCCUUCUCUUGGCAGUCGGCAGUCCCUCAACAGACUGUCCAGUGAUUUCGACUACCGAAAACGUCGAAAUACUCUCGAAAAUCCACUGGUUGCUGUCAAUGAGACGAUAAACGAGAAUGUAGACCAGGACAAGAUUACAAAUCUUACAAAUCUCCAACAAGGAGCGAAGAAUUCAGCACUAACAGAAGAAGCAAGAAUUCCAAAAGACGUUCAGAAGAAAACAAUAAAGUACCAUCUGAGGAGAAUCGGCAACGUCCUAGUCGUCUUCUUCGAUCUCGACCUACUUCGUGAUCCAAUUUACGUGAAUCUGAUGCUCGGCAUAACAUUCGCCAAUUUUACGGAAUUGAACUUCGCCCUCUUGACUCCAUUCAUUCUCGGCGAGUACGGUUUCACGAAAUUAGAAGUCGCCACCUUCAUGUCCACACUCGGUGGUGUGGAUGUCAUCACAAGAAUCAUCAUCCCCUUCGUUGCCACCUACAUCGGAUGGGAGAACCGAACAUUCUUCUUGAUUGGCGUCGGUGGAUUGGGCAUCGGAAGAUUGGUUUUGGCGCACGUACACACUUAUGGGGUGUCGAUAGCAGUGGCAAUUUUAAUGGGCAUUGGAAAAGCAAUGAGGACAAUUUUCAUGGCCCUUGUGAUUCCAACUCACGUUCCAUUAUCGAGAUUACCGGCAGCAUCUGGUCUUCAAUUGGUGACAAGUGGAAUUGUAUUUGUUUGCAUUGGACCAAUUGUCGGUUGGCUUCGUGAUUCAUUGGGUGACUAUGCAAUAACUCUUCAUUGUCUCAAUAUCUUCACAUAUUUGACAAUUAUAUCCUGGAUGCUCGAGGCAUGGUACACGAAUUCCCGUCGGAAAAAGGAGACCAAUCGCCAGGAAGAAAAAUAGAAACAAAGAUAUUGUUCUUCAAAAAAAUAUUUUUAAAAAGUCUUCUUAAAAAAUUUUUUUAAAAAAUUUAAAAAAAAAAUUAAAAAAAAAAAUU
Messenger RNA from Leptopilina heterotoma, 2245 nucleotides. RefSeq lists its product as uncharacterized. The record is from RefSeq and is a predicted model, not a curated record. Gene Ontology annotation, biological process: transmembrane transport; monocarboxylic acid transport. Lineage: Eukaryota; Metazoa; Arthropoda; Insecta; Hymenoptera; Figitidae. The transcript is spliced from 10 exons. Bases 190 to 2151 code for a protein of 653 amino acids. Gene Ontology annotation, molecular function: monocarboxylic acid transmembrane transporter activity.